CCUCAUGAAUCAAUAAAGGUACGAACAAAACACGUAGCCUUUUCUCAGCUUCAACCUCCUUGAUCAUAUCAUUUAUUGCAAUCUGGAACCCCCACCGUCACCCGCCCCACCUCAAGCUUUUUUGAUUUUCUGUUUCUUGUAUUUCCCGAAUUUGAAUCUUUGGGAGUUCAAAAAUGGUGACUGUGAAAAGAGGGAGUAGGCCUCCAUGGGUUGGACUUGGAGCAUCCAUUUGGAUGCAAAUAGCAGCUGGAAAUGCAUAUAAUUUUCCACUCUACUCUCAUUCAUUGAAAUCAGUUCUGGGUUUCAACCAAAGGCAGCUCACAAUGCUUGGGGUGGCUAAUGACAUUGGUGAAAAUGUCGGCAUACUCCCUGGACUUAUAUGCAACAAGUUCCCACCCUGGGUGAUUCUUUUGAUCGGUGCUUUUGCAUGUUUCUUGGGUUAUGGGGUUCUCUGGCUUGCCAUUAGCCGUACUGUUCUUGAUUUGCCUUAUUGGCUGUUAUGGGUUGCUUUAUGUAUUGCUACCAAUAGCAAUGCUUGGUUCAGCACUGCAGUACUUGUGACUAAUAUGAGAAACUUCCCUCUUAGUCGGGGCUCAGUCGCUGGUAUUAUCAAGGGCUAUGGAGGACUUAGUGCUGCUGUAUAUACGGAGAUUUACAGCAUAUUGCUUAAAAAUUCUUCUUCAAAACUCAUGUUAUUCCUCGCACUUGGGAUUCCUACUCUCUGUCUUAUGAUGAUGUAUUUUGUUAGGCCGUGUACUCCAGCUUCUGGCGAUGAUACUUCGGAAAAUUGCCAUUUUCUGUUCAUUCUAGCUUCUAGUAUCUUGCUUGGUAUAUAUGUUCUUACAACAACUGUUUUGGACGACGUGCUCUCUAUAAGGGCUCCCAUGUCCUAUUGUUUUCUUGCUCUUAUGGUCCUCUUUCUAAUGGCUCCACUUGCCAUCCCCGUGAAGAUGACUUUCUUCCCCUCCAGUAGCAGCAAAUCUGCGACUUAUGUCCAAUUUCUUGGACCGACAAAAUCUUCUGACCAAGACAAUGGCAAUGCAGACAAACUAGAACCGCUUUUGACACCAUCAUCUGCAAACCUCGGAAGUUUUCACGAAAGUGACAGCAUGUCCGACAUGGAUAUGCUUAUUGCCGAAGGAGAAGGCGCGAUAAAGAAAAAGAGGAGACCUAGAAGAGGGGAUGAUUUUACAUUUGCUGAAGCUAUGAUCAAAGCUGAUUUCUGGCUUCUGUUCUUGGUCUACUUUGUCGGGGUUGGCUCUGGUGUUACCAUUCUCAAUAACCUGGCACAAAUUGGAAUAGCUCAAUAUAUGCAUGAUACAAAGAUCCUGUUAUCCCUCUUCAGCUUCUUCAAUUUUGUGGGUCGCCUUGGCGGAGGUGUCAUUUCUGAAUAUUUUGUCAGAUCAAAAGCGAUCCCUAGGACAGUUUGGAUGACAGUUACACAAGUUAUAAUGAUAAUCACGUAUCUCCUUUUUGCUUCAGCUCUUAAGGGCACUCUUUAUGCCGCAACUGCAUUGCUGGGAAUCUGCUAUGGCGUUCAGUUUUCUAUCAUGGUCCCAACAGCCUCCGAGCUUUUUGGCCUUAAGAACUUCGGUAUGAUUUUCAAUUUCAUGUCACUUGGCAAUCCACUCGGUGCAUACCUAUUCUCGGGUCUCCUUGCAGGAAUUCUAUAUGAUAACGAGGCAUCAAAACAGCAUGCUGUUUCUUGCUUAGGUCCAAACUGUUUUAGACUCACCUUCCUCGUUUUGGCCGGAUUUUGCAGUGUUGGAACCAUUCUUAGCAUAGUUUUGACCGUGAGGAUAAAACCAGUUUACCAAAUGCUCUAUGCCGGGGGUUCCUUCCGGCUACCCCAAAGUUCAAGUCAUUGAGAUAACUAUAGUGAUGGACGGCUUUCUCUAGGGGAUGAUGAACCUCUUCUUCACUACCUUAGAUGUUGUAAGCGUUUCUAUAUGUAUGUUCAAUAUCUUGUAUUUCAAUGUAAAGAUUUUGGAAUGUCAUAUUGGAAUGAUUUUCCAGCCUUCAGCGUAUUUAAUAUAUCCUGAAGAGUGAAUCUAGCAUUUUGAUUGGACUCCAGUCUCCUUAAUAUACUUGACACGCGUUGAAUUAUAGGUAAAUUUAUGUA
This is a messenger RNA of Olea europaea var. sylvestris, 2122 nucleotides long. Its product is annotated as protein NUCLEAR FUSION DEFECTIVE 4-like. The coding region runs from base 174 to 1868 and encodes 564 amino acids. Gene Ontology annotation, molecular function: transmembrane transporter activity. Lineage: Eukaryota; Viridiplantae; Streptophyta; Magnoliopsida; Lamiales; Oleaceae. Gene Ontology annotation, biological process: transmembrane transport. Gene Ontology annotation, cellular component: membrane. The transcript is spliced from 3 exons. The record is from RefSeq and is a predicted model, not a curated record.